AUGGUAGUGCGGAAAACACGAAACCGACACUGUACCGUGAGUGGAGGCAGGGAGACGGGUGGACAGCGGCAGGCAGACAACGGCAGGCAGACAGAAGUCCCGUGCCCGGUAUGGAAGCUGCAGGGUGCACGGAGUAACGCCUGGCCGCGAGUAGCAGCGGCCACGGGGAGACGAGCGGCAGCGAGUCCGCAGGAGAGGAGCCGCGGUGAGCCGCAGUGGAGACACAGCGACCAUGGCGCGCAGCCCCAAACAUGUGAUGUGGAAGAGGAGCCGCGACCAUGCAGGACGAACAAUGUGCGAGGCCUUUUUCUCUGUCACUUCCCUGCUUCUCCUUCCUUCUCCCUCUUCCCAUUGUCCUCUGCUUCUCUCGCAUCUCUACUCCCUCUCAAUUCCGUCUCUCUUCCCCUCUUCUCCUGCUUCUCUCUCAUCUCUUCCCUCCCUCUUCCCGUCUCUCCUCCCUCCCUCUUCUUUCUCUUCCCCUCUUCCCUUGCUUCUCUCCCAUCUCUUCCCUCCCUCUUCCCCUGCUUUUCUCCAAACUCUUCCCCUCAUCUCCUGCUUCGCUCCCAUCUCUUCUUUCCUUCUCCCUCUCUUCCCCUGCCUAUCUCCCAUAUCUUCAUUUUCUCUUCCCUCCCUCUAUCCCUCUUCUUCUACCUCUCUCCCAUCUCUCCCCUCCCUCUCCUUCCCCUCAUCCUCUUCCUCUCUCCCAUCUCUCCCCUCCCUUUCCCCCUCUUCAUCUGCUUCCCUCCUAUCUCUUCCCUCUUCCCCACUUCCCUCUCUUCUUUGGCUUCUCCCCCACCUCUUCCUCCUCUCUCCCCCUCUUUUUUUGCUUCUCUCACAACUCUUCCCCUCUACCCUCACUUCUUCGGCUUCUCCCACAUCUCUUCCCUUCCUUACCCCUCUUCCUCUGCUUAUCUCCCAUCUCUUCCCCUCUACCUCCACUUCUUCGGCUUCUCCCCCAUCUCUUCCCCCUCUUUCCCCUCUCAUCUUCUGCUUCCCCCCAUCUCUUCCUUCCCUCUCCCCCUCUUCCUCUGCUUCUCUCCCAUCUCUUCCCCUCUUCCUCUGCUUCUCUCCCAUCUCUUCCCCUGCUUCUCUCCCAUCUCUCCCCCUCUUCCUCUGCUUCUCUCCCAUCUCUUCCCCUGCUUCUCUCCCAUCUCUUCCCCUGCUUCUCUCCCAUCUCUCCCCCUCUUCCCCUGCUUCUCUCCCAUCUCUUCCCCUCUGCUUCUCUCCCAUCUCUUCCUCUGCUUCUCUCCCAUCUCUCCCCCUCUUCCCCUGCUUCUCUCCCAUCUCUCCCCCUCUUCCCCUGCUUCUCUCCCAUCUCUCCCCCUCUUCCUCUGCUUCUCUCCCAUCUCUUCCUCUGCUUCUCUCCCAUCUCUCCCCCUCUUCCUCUGCUUCUCUCCCAUCUCUCCCCCUCUUCCCCUGCUUCUCUCCCAUCUCUCCCCCUCUUCCCCUGCGUCUCUCCCAUCUCUUCCCAUCUCUGCUUCUCUUCCCCUCUUCCCCUGCUUCUCUCCCAUCUCUUCCCCUCUUCCUCUGCUUCUCUCCCAUCUCUUCCCCUCUUCCUCUGCUUCUCUCCCAUCUCUUCCCCUCUUCCCAUGCUUCUCUUCCAUCUCUUGCGUGCCUUGUCAGACCCGGUAA
Knipowitschia caucasica is the source of this 1632-nucleotide messenger RNA. NCBI's taxonomy places the organism in Eukaryota, Metazoa, Chordata, Actinopteri, Gobiiformes, Gobiidae. The record is from the annotation of a GenBank genome assembly.